GACGCGUUGUACCGAGCUGUCUGUCAACGUCGAGCGCCUUCCCCCUUCUUCAUUCUUGUGAGAGAGAAGAGAACAUUUGGGUUGUAAUUUUUCCCUCUUCAACGACGUCUCGCUUCAGAUAACACCUGCUUUCGUCUCACCAUGAUUUUCAGCUGAUCUUCAAAGUGUCCGGGUGGUUCUGGGGGAUCCAGGUUGGUGUGACAGAACGAGCUUACUGAGGGGUACUGCCUGAGAGCAACAGGGACCCAGGUCCUCAAGUGACUCGGAGGGUGGGACUUCGCAAGCGUUGACAGCAUGGAGCAGGAAAACGUCAAGAUCCUCAACAGAGGAGAAGAGGAUGAGAUGGAGCUGCAGGGCUUCCGCCUGUCCCGCUGGCGCCUGGCCGUGGUGGGCCUGGCCGUGCUGUCCACGGGGGGCUUCCUCCUGCUGCUGCUCUACUGGCUGCCCGAGUGGUGCGUCAGGUCCACCUGCACCCGCACCACGGCGCAGGACGCCCAGGUGGUGCUCCUCCGCAGCACGGACGAGUUCCGCCGCUGGUUCCUGGCCAAGGUGCGCGUGAUCCUGGCUCCCGGGAGGAGCCCUUUCCACAUCCUGGAUACCCAGACCACCUCCCCCUCCUCCAUCCCCUCCCCCGACACCCCCACCCCCGCCACGGGGAAAGGACCCCGCCAUCAGACAUCCCAGGCCGACCCCAAUCAAGAGCUCAUCCACAGAUAUGGCGAAUACCAACCCACGCAGAUCCGAUAUUUCACACACCACAGUGCCAAGUACUACUGGAAUGGAGAGGCGCAGAACUUUGAGGUUUUAACAGGCCUGGAGGAUCUGCAGGUGAGCUGCUCAGCCUUGCACUCUGAGCACAGCGCUGGGCUGUCCAGGAACCUGCAGGAGUACAGGAGACUGUUCUUCGGAGUGAAUGAAAUUGCGGUGAAAGUGCCUUCGGUCUUCAAACUUCUUAUCAAAGAGGUCCUGAAUCCGUUCUACAUCUUCCAGCUCUUCAGUGUGAUCCUGUGGGCUUUCGAAGAGUAUUACUACUACGCUGCCACCAUCGUGUUCAUGUCCUUCAUUUCCAUAGCUACCUCUCUGUACACCAUUAAAAAGCAAUACAUCACACUCCGCGACAUGGUGGCCGCGCACAGUAUUGUCCGCAUGUCCAUUUGCCGCGCCAACAACGAGAUCGAAGAGGUCAUCUCCACCGACGUUGUGCCCGGCGACGUCAUCGUCAUCCCUAGCAACGGCACCAUCAUGCCAUGUGAUGCGGUGCUGGUCACGGGAACAUGCAUCGUCAACGAGAGCAUGCUCACAGGGGAGAGCGUCCCGGUCACCAAGACCAACCUGCCCAACCCGGUGCAGGGCGACCGGGACGCCGAGAAGGACUCUGCCUUCAGCACGGAGGAGCACAAGAGACACACCCUGUUCUGUGGCACGCACGUCAUCCAGACCCGCUUCUACACCGGCGAGCUCGUCAAGGCGGUGGUGGUCCGCACAGGGUUCAGCACGGCCAAGGGCCAGCUGGUGCGCUCCAUCCUCUACCCCAAGCCCACGGACUUCAAGCUGUACCACGACGCCUACCUCUUCCUCCUGUGCCUGGUGGGCGUGGCCGCCAUCGGCUUCAUCUACUCCAUCGUCCUGAGCGUCAUGAAAGAGGUGCCCAUCAAGGAGAUUAUCCUGGAGUCUCUGGACAUCAUCACCAUCACCGUGCCGCCCGCGCUGCCCGCCGCCAUGACGGCGGGCAUCGUGUACGCCCAGCGCCGCCUCAAGCAAAUCGGCAUCUUCUGCAUCAGCCCCCAGAGGAUCAACAUCUGUGGGCAGAUCAACCUGGUCUGCUUCGACAAGACUGGGACCCUGACAGAAGAUGGACUGGAUAUGUGGGGGAUCCAUAGAGUGGAGAAUGGCAGCUUCCAGCUGUCAGAGGAGAGUGCCUACAAGGAGAGCCUGGUCAAGUCCCAGUUUGUGGCCUGCAUGGCUACCUGCCACUCCCUCACCAAGAUCGAGGGCCAGCUGUCUGGCGACCCCCUGGACCUGAAGAUGCUGGAGGCCAUCAGCUGGACCCUGGAGGAGGCCACGGAGGAGGAGACGGCCCUCCACGAGCGCAUCAUGCCCACCGUGGUGCGGCCCCCCAAGGAGCUGCUGCCCUCGGAGCCGGCGGCCUCCCCGGAGAUGGACAUGGUGGACGUGAUUCAUCUUUAAUUAAACAUGAUACACCUCCUUAAUUUCUCCUCUUCCCAGUCGAUGUAUGAGAUCGGUAUCGUGAGGCAGUUCCCCUUCUCGUCGGCGCUGCAGAGGAUGAGCGUUGUGGCACGGCGUCUGGGGGAGAAGCGCAUGGACGCCUACCUGAAGGGGGCGCCAGAGGUGGUGGCCAGCCUUUGCAAGAAGGAGUCCGUUCCGGAGGACUUUCAAGAGGUUCUGGAGGAAUACACCAAGAAGGGUUUCCGGGUCAUCGCCCUGGCCCACCGCCGCCUGGAGUCCAAGCUAACGUGGCACCGAGUGCAGAACGUCAACCGCGACCACGUCGAGGCCAACAUGGAGUUCCUGGGUCUGAUCAUCAUGCAGAACAAGCUGAAGGCAGAAACUCCAGCGGUGCUGCAGGAUCUCCACAGAGCCAACAUCCGCACCGUCAUGGUAACGGGAGACAACAUGCUGACGGCCAUCUCGGUGGCCAGAGACUGUGGCAUGAUCCCUCCCCAGGACAAGAUCAUCAUCGCCGACGCCCUGGCGCCGCGGGACGGACAGACCGCCAAGAUCAACUGGAGAUACGCAGACAAGCCCGGCAAGAUGCCCCGUCUGGAGGAAGUGGUCAUCAGCCUGGAGGACAUAUGUCACAUGGACGAAGCCAAGUCUGCACAGCAGCAGUUCCACUUCGCCAUGAGCGGCAAGUCGUUCGACAUCAUCAUGGAGCACUUCCCCGAUAUGAUGCAGAAGCUGGUGCUCCAUGGCACCGUGUUCGCCAGGAUGGCUCCGGACCAGAAAACGCAGCUCAUUGAGGCGCUGCAGGGCGUCGACUACUAUGUUGGGAUGUGUGGUGAUGGAGCUAAUGACUGUGGGGCGCUGAAGAGGGCCCACAGCGGCAUCUCUCUGUCGGAGCUGGAGGCCUCCGUGGCGUCCCCCUUCACCUCCAGGACCCCCAACAUCUCCUGCGUGCCCAACCUCAUCAGGGAGGGCAGAGCGGCCCUCGUCACCUCCUUCUGUGUCUUCAAGUUCAUGGCCCUCUACAGCAUGAUCCAGUACAUCAGCGUCACCCUCCUCUACUCUAUCCUGAGUAACCUUGGAGAUUUUCAGUUCCUCUUCAUCGAUAUCGCCAUCAUCCUCUUCCUCGUCUUCACCAUGAGCUUGAACCCAGCGUGGAAGGAGCUGGUGCCUCGGCCUCCUCCCUCGGGCCUCAUCUCGGCCCCGCUGCUCUUCUCCGUCCUGACCCAGAUCCUCAUCUGCCUGGCCUUCCAGGUCCUCCCCUUCCUCUGGGUCCAGCAGCAGCCCUGGUAUGAGCAGUGGACGCCGCUGUCAAACGCCUGCAACACAUCAGCAUCAACAUCAACUCACUCUAUGACGAACAUAAGCUCCUUUGAGGUGGACCCGGACUACAUCUCCAACUACGAGAACACCAGCAUCUUCUACGUGUCGUCCUUCCAGUACAUCAUCGUGGCCAUCAUCUUCUCCAAGGGCAAGCCCUUCAGACAGCCCAGCUACAAGAACUGGCCCUUUAUGCUGUCUGCCCUGACCUUGUAUGUGUUCAUGUUGUUUGUGCUGUUCCACCCGAUUGAGGCCAUGGAUGAUUUCUUUAAGAUCGUGUGCGUCCCCUUCUCGUGGCGGAUCAAGCUGUUUCUCAUCGUUCUGGCCAACGCAGCCGUGUCGCUGUUCGUGGAGACGUUCAUCCUGGACGUGGUCUUGUCGAAGCUUGUGUUCAGCCGGGACAAGCAGACUAGCUAUGGCUAUGCCCCCGCCGCCAUGACACAACAGGUGGGCAUCGACCACUGGGGCAUGAAGUGUCUCUCGUGGCUCUGUUGCCAGCGCAACGCGGCCCCCAAGGCCCGCUACAUGCACCUGGCCCAGGAGCUCCGCGUGGACCCCGACUGGCCCCCGCGGCCCACCACCACCACCGAAGCCAAGCCCUGUCCUGAGAAGGACUACCCGAUGAUCUGCAGCUCGUAGCACCCCUCCAGGAGGUCAGGUCCCACGCAACCACGGCCCCCCCCCCCCGGCAGGUCGGAGCCCAGAGCGGGUGCUUCCAAGCCGCCUGAGGGGGACGGAGCCCCGGUGUGGGGGACUGGGUCUUGUUCGUCUGAUGGUUUGUCAGCUGGUGUUGACAAAGGGCAGAACCCCUCUUGCCGUGCGCUCUCUCUGCAUUAUUAGAUUGCCAUGUUGUCCACCAUACAAAGCCAAAGCUUUAAUUAGUUUGGUAUUUGAGAGAGAGAGACACACACACACACACACACACACACACACACACACACACACACACACACACACACACACACACACACACACACACACACACACACACACACACACACACACACACACACACACACACACACACACACACACACACACACACACACACACACACACACUCAGGGCUGGGUAUCGUGGCCAAUUUCCUAAAUCGAUUUGAUUUAGAUUCAUAAGGUUCUGAAUCGAAUAAUCUCGAUUCGAUUCAAUCUGCUCUUAAAUAAUGAAAAUGGCUCAACCGUGUUACAAAAUACAAAUGUACCUAAUUUUUUCUCUUCACCUUAAACAGGUUUGAAGUGCAAACUUGUAAAUUAGACAGUUUAAACUUGAGCUGUAAACAAAAUUGUCUCACGUCUCAAAAGUGCAAUUUUGAAAUAAGAAAGGAAUUGCAAGUGAAAGUGUACUUGAACUACAACAUUCCAUCACUGCAAAUUGCAUUAAGGCAUUGUUUAUUAAGUGCAGAAAUAAUAAAUAAUAAAUAAUAAAUAUAUAUCGAUCUCUAUCGCUAUUGCAAAAUGUUAAUGAAAUCGAUCCAAAAUCGAUUAAAUCUAUCUUUUUUACCCAGACACACACACACACACACACACACACGCACACCCCGUUAAGAGGACCCACAGGCAGGAACCUGUGUUUAUCUUCCGAUUCCAUUUUGUAUUUGGAAUCUCCACCCAUGACAAUUAUUUGAAUGCAGGCACAGUAUACAUAAAUAUGAUAACAGUGAUACCAUUUCAGAUUACCGUUAAGUCAAUGAUGUUAUACAAGCGCACAUAGGAGCCAAUUUUAGUAGUUCUUCUGAGGUCAGCACAAAGAGACUAGGACCUUGGCUGUGCAUGACGCCAGUCGUUGGAAACCUUAGGUAGGGUCCAGAAAUGAUUCAAACACAACUGUAGUAUUGCAUUGCCGAUAUUUUGAUUUCUCCAAAGAAUACUCAGCAUGUAAUGUAACGAAGGCCUCACUUCUCCCCAUGCAUGUCCAAACAACGCUAAGGGCUUGCAUACAGUUCUAUGAUGUAUAGUCAUUUGCUUGUAUAAUAUAUUACAAUAUAUUAUAUAUCCUUAAUGCUGUCCGUAUCGCAUCGCUUCCUAUGGAAGACUGGAUAAUUGUGGGAUCAUCGAGCAAAACUACACAAUCAAGCGUCAAGAUCCAACCAACUGUUUAGGGUCUUUGUCUGUGGGUAAACUGUGCUAAAAAAGAACCCUGCCCUAUAUGAUGCAAUGCCACAGGAAUAGCAGAAAAGAACUGGAGGAAAGUAUUGCUGUUUGUGUUCAUAGCAUAAGCCUAUUGCAAUCCAAAAAAUACAAACAUUUCUUAUCAGUCCAUCUCCCAAUUGUACCGACGCUACUUCACCGUCGUUUCAUUUCAGUCCUGAGCCUUUCUGUGCCAAAAUCGUACAGACGAUUUUCUGAACAUGCUUUACAGAAAUCUGUUGCCCAACUUCAUUGGGCUGCAGUCUAGAUCGCAACCAGUUCGAAAGAUUUGUGUCAGGAUCAGACCAUUAACCUCAAUCGUUAUCUUAUUAAUUGUACUGACCAUGUAUUUCAAACAGGCAAUCAUUGUGUCAGUCUGCUAUUUCAGAUCACAUUAUUUCCGUUCAUACAUCCGUUUUUAAUCGCGUUAGUGUGUUGCUAUAUUAAAAGAUAUAAAUAUAUGUGAUUAUUUAAAUAGGCUCAAAACCUUGAGUUCAAAAUAAAAGCCAUUGCCUAUGAAGUACAAUUGUUGCUAACAUAGAUUGAAUACAUCAAUACCCUAAAAUGAAUCAGAUGGUCUGGGUUUGGGUAUUAGGGUUAAAGUUAAAUAGAUGAAUGUUUUAAAUAAUUUAAACCAAUGCAAUAUUUAUUUUGUGUUUAUUAUCAAGGCUUUAUAGUACAUCUCUAUGUUCCAAAGAUUGUAUCAUGUUAUUAAUCAAUUGAUUCAAGUCUACUUCUGUCAAAUUCUACAACCUUGGAUGAGACUGAACUGUACUGGAUCUAUGUUGUUGAUAAUAAUUCUGGUAUCAGAUUACCUCUGUAAAUGUUUGCUGUAAAGUCAGUGUGUUAUCAAAGUGUAUUUUUUUUUUUCUCAUAUCAAAGGGCUGUUGUCUGCGUGUUCUUUUUAUUUUACCUUUUUUGGUACUUUUUUCAUAAAAUGGGUUGUAGGCUAAUUGGCAGUUUAAUUAUUUGGGUAUAUUUUUGUAUUCUGAGCUUCCUUUGUAGGUGUGCAAUAAGCAUAGGUCCUCCUUGUUAAGGCAUGAAUUCUGGGCAUUUAUUUCAAAAUGGUAAUCAUUCAUCUGGAUACAUUAUCAGGGGACUUGAAUACCUAUUUGGUGUUUUCUUGGGUGAAGGCUCAACUAGACUGUAGAUCAUCUUUAAACAAUGUUUCAUCCUGGAAACUAUUUGCCCAUUAUUUUUAGUUAUUAUAUUUGUUGGAUCAAAUUACCAAUGGUCUCUUGCACAAAAAAGGGAAGUAUAAUUAAUUUGAUUGCUAAUAACUAAAUAUUUUCUUACAACCAAACUAUACUUUAAUCAGCUUUCAUGUGUUUUUCUGUUAUCAUAUUCUAUGCUAACUGAAGAAAGUGUUUCUGCAGAAAUACCAGCCUGGUUUAACGACUCAGCUUCCAAUCAGAAAUGGGCCCCUUGAGAAUGUUCUGUUUCAAAAUUUGUAAUUAUGCUCUUGUCAGUUGUUUUUUAACAGUUUUUUGCCAUUUCAAAGCAAUGUGUAGAAUGAACCCUUUCUCUUGUAUAGGUACCAUGCACAUAGGCUAUUAAGUUCAUCUUCCAAAUCAUGUUCCAGAUUUGACACAACCCAUUUACAUUACCCCAAAUAUGAUAAGGCAGUGUAUGGGGUACAUAGAAACUUUCCUUAGGGGAAUGUGAAUAUCUAAAAUACAUUUAGGAGGUUACUAAGAAAAUAUUGAUACCCAAAUUACCCGUCGGAAAAAUUGUAUUUGAAAUAUCUGGUAUUUGAUGCAUUAACUUUGCAUCUCAAAUAUUGAAUACCCGCACAGGUAUCCUUUUUAUAAGCAGAGGUGUAAAUUAUCGGCACAUUUUUGUACUUUGUAUUUUUACUUUUCUCUUUUAUGCUUUUACUGAUGAUUGCAUUUUUGAUUUUUUUUUUAUAUAUAUAUAUAUAUAUAAAUAAAUGUGCUUUAAAACAAUUUGCAUAUGUU
Gadus chalcogrammus (walleye pollock) is the source of this 7588-nucleotide messenger RNA. It is a transcript of the gene atp13a3, whose product is annotated as ATPase 13A3. Gene Ontology annotation, cellular component: late endosome membrane. The transcript has 33 exons. NCBI's taxonomy places the organism in Eukaryota, Metazoa, Chordata, Actinopteri, Gadiformes, Gadidae. Gene Ontology annotation, molecular function: P-type ion transporter activity; ATP hydrolysis activity; polyamine transmembrane transporter activity. The record is from RefSeq and is a predicted model, not a curated record. Gene Ontology annotation, biological process: polyamine transmembrane transport; intracellular calcium ion homeostasis.